AGGGUUCACGUCAUCACGUGACUGACCGUCGCCCAGGUUGUGUCGAAAGCAUCCUGGAAUAUAGCACUUAGCUAGCUAGCUAUCCGCUGACAAUAAAUAUUAAGUGAAGUGCAAAUAUUUUUUACAAUGGGCGAAUUGUUACCGUGGCUCUAACGUUAGUGGAGGCAAAGGAAGAUAAGAACCUACCCAAACUGGCAUUUCCAACAUGGCUGAAGAAGCCAGUUAACAAAGCUAACGUAACUAUACAUUAGCGUUAGCCAACGUUCAAACUUUGACGGGCAAUAGCAGCAAUUCGUUAGCUAGGUGCUAGUUUGCCAAUUUACUACUAACGUUACCAUUCCACCCAGCCAGGUAACAUAGCUAUCUUGUUAUUGUAUCAAUUAGCUGUGCUAACUUAGUAGCGUCGUAGGUGUUAACACACUAGCUAACUAAUUACGCGUUAUUUUGAUCAGUCGUUGAUGCAAAACUUGCGUUAACGUUAUUACUAAAUAACGUCAGCUAACGUUAAUUAUGAAUGUUUAAGUUACAACUGUUAAGCCGCUAAUGCUAACGUUAGCUAUUUAAACUUCACUGUAACUUUUAUGAACACAAUUGCUUAAAAUCAGAUUCAAUACUAAUUAUCUUUCACGUAGCUAAUAGUGAAAAAUAAAGCGAACAGCAGCUGUAAAGUGAAUAGCUAACGUUGCAAAUCUGUGUUUUGUGAUUACUUUCGGCCAAUCGCAUGUUAUAAAUAAUGCGAAACGCCAGAAUGUCAAACGCAUGGGGAUUAACGUUAGGGCAGCAGUAUUGUCUAGAAAACACAGCUGUCCGGUCAUUUCGGUAAUCCUUGUAUUCUUCAUAAUGCAGCUAACGUUACAGCUAGAUGUUUAUAACUGCUGAACGUGUAGUUUAACGUUAAAGUCUUGUAACGUUAUACCUAAACAUUUGGCUACUUGCUUCAUCUUAAACAGUCUGUAUAAGUCUAUAGUCCACUUUAAUUCAAGUUAUGUCUGGGGACGCAUCUGAUAGUAGUGAUGACUCCGAUACAAAAACAAAUGAAAAGGCCUGCACCGUCAAGCAUCAAAUCACCAAUGCUAACCUCACAGGUCACACUGAGAGGGUCGGCAUGGAGAAUUUUGAGCUGCUCAAAGUCUUAGGCACUGGAGCUUAUGGAAAAGUGUUUUUGGUCAGGAAGAACACCGGUCAUGAUGUGGGCCAGCUGUAUGCUAUGAAGGUGUUAAAGAAAGCAGCUAUUGUUCAAAAGGCAAAGACAACCGAACAUACUCGCACUGAGAGGCAGGUGCUGGAGCACAUCCGCCAGUCUCCCUUCCUGGUCACGCUCCACUAUGCCUUUCAGACGCAGAGCAAACUCCACCUCAUCCUGGACUAUGUGAGUGGCGGGGAGAUGUUUACUCAUUUGUACCAGAGGGAUCACUUUCCUGAGGAGGCGGUGCGGAUUUAUAUUGGGGAAAUAAUCCUGGCUCUGGAGCACCUGCACAAGCUUGGGAUUGUAUACCGAGACAUCAAAUUAGAAAACAUUCUUCUAGACAGUGAAGGCCAUGUGGUAUUGACGGAUUUUGGGCUUAGCAAGGAGUUUCUGGAAGAAGAGAAGGAAAGGACCUACUCUUUCUGUGGCACCAUUGAGUACAUGGCACCUGAAAUCAUCAGAGGGAAAUCUGGGCAUGGCAAGUCGGUAGAUUGGUGGAGCCUUGGGAUCCUGAUGUUUGAGCUUCUAACGGGCGCAUCUCCUUUUACCUUGGAGGGGGAGAGGAACUCCCAGAGUGAGGUGUCAAAACGUAUUUUGCGCUGUGAUCCUCCGUUCCCCUCUAUGAUUGGACCCACUGCUCAGGACCUGCUUAAGAAGUUGUUGGUGAAAGAUCCCCACAAGAGGCUGGGCUCUGGACCACGAGGGUCUGAAGACAUCAAAGCACAUACCUUCUUCAAGGGACUGAACUGGGCCGACCUAGCACAGAAGAAGUUGCCAAGUCCAUUCAAGCCAGAGCUGAAGAGUGAACUUGAUGUGGGGAACUUUGCUGAGGAAUUCACUGGGAUGGAUCCUGUGUACUCUCCGGCCAGUACGCCACCAAGCACUGACCGCCUGUUCCAGGGAUACUCCUUUAUUGCUCCCUCCAUCCUGUUCAACAAGAACGCAGUUAUGGGAGACUUUGUACAAUCCCAGAUUGGGGCUGAUCGUCCAGCUUCAGCCUCCGUUCAACGCAGUGCAAUGUUAGAGGAAUCCCAUUUUUUUCAGCACUAUGAGCUGUGUCUUCAUGGGCCACCCCUAGGCGAGGGUAGCUUCUCUGUGUGCAGGAAAUGCCGACACAAGCAAACUGGCCACGAGUAUGCCGUCAAGAUCGUCAGCCGCAGAAUGGAGGCAAACACCCAGAGGGAGGUUGCUGCUUUGAGGCAAUGUGAGAGUCACCCAAACAUUGUAAAGCUGCAUGAAGUCUAUACUGAUCAGUACCACACAUAUUUAGUGAUGGAGCUUCUGGGAGGUGGGGAGUUGCUGGAACGGAUCAAGAGGAAGAAACUCUUUGGAGAGGCCGAGGCCAGUCAGCUGUUACAGAGCCUGGUCUCAGCUGUUAGCUUCAUGCACGAGAAUGGAGUCGUGCACAGAGACCUCAAACCAGAGAACGUGCUGUUUUCAGGUGAGGGGGAGGACUCUGUGCUGAAAGUAAUAGAUUUUGGAUUUGCCCGCCUGUGCCCUGCAGGCAGCGCCCCCCUGCAGACUCCCUGCUUCACGCUGCAGUACGCUGCGCCUGAACUUUUUGAGAGUGCAGGAUACGACAAAGCCUGUGACCUCUGGAGUCUUGGGGUCAUCCUGUACACCAUGCUGUCAGGCCAGGUGCCAUUUCAUAGUGAGCAGCGGGGGAUGACCUCAUCAUAUGCUGCUGACAUCAUGCAAAAGAUUAAAGAGGGCGAUUUUUCAUUGGACGGGGAUGCCUGGAAGGGCGUAUCGGAGGAUGCCAAAGAGCUUGUUAAAGGCCUACUGACAGUGGACCCAGAGAAGCGUCUUAAACUCUCUGAUCUGAAGGAGAACAGCUGGCUGCAGGGCGGAGCAUCCAUGUCCACCACUCCUUUGUGCACUCCAGAUGUGCUAGAGUCUAGUGGGCCUACUGUCCGCACCUAUGUCAAUGCCACCUACAAGGCUUUCAACCGUGGUAAGAGAGAGGGCUUCUUUCUGAAAAGUGUUGACAAUGCUCCCCUUGCAAAACGCAGAAAGCUGAAGAUGACAAGUACAGGUGUUGAGACCCGAUGGAGUUCAUCCUCAUCUUCCUCCUCUUCUUCCACUUCCUCCUCUGCCUCCGCCUCUGCCACAGCAUCCAAAAUACAGCCAAAGCAAACUGUGACCACAAAGCAAACUGUGACCACAAAGCUAAGCCUUUGCAGGCGAGAGACAGAGAGAGCAAAAAUGGAGGAGGUACGUGUGCGAUGA
This is a messenger RNA of Perca fluviatilis (European perch), 3415 nucleotides long. RefSeq names its product ribosomal protein S6 kinase, polypeptide 4 (gene rps6ka4). Gene Ontology annotation, biological process: regulation of DNA-templated transcription; protein phosphorylation; intracellular signal transduction. Lineage: Eukaryota; Metazoa; Chordata; Actinopteri; Perciformes; Percidae. The transcript has 18 exons. Gene Ontology annotation, molecular function: magnesium ion binding; protein serine/threonine kinase activity; ATP binding. The record is from RefSeq and is a predicted model, not a curated record. Bases 986 to 3415 code for a protein of 809 amino acids.